GUGUGAAUCUGCAUCCGGUCUUGCUACGUAUUGUUCACAUCGCUCGGCCACGCGUAAGGCUCGUCCUCGAGCCGUCUGCAACGCUUGAACACUGCAGUAGCACAUAGGAAUACAGCUCCCUUCUACUUAUAAACUCAGAAACCAAAUAAGUCUCUUAAGUAGAAUCGUGUCCCGUGUAGACAAGCGCAUAAUGGAAAGGAAGAUCGAAUGCCACCUUUGACGAUGGCCGAUAGAAUCCGAUUCUUCUGCUAGCUCCAAGGUUGUUUGUCUAUAUUUGUUUCCUCUGUGCGUGACGCCUCCAUGUCAACCAUACGAAGGUGUUCUCAAGGAUAAUUGGCGUCGUGCGAUCGGUAUGGACACCGCAUAUUAACAAAGUUCACUGCACGUGAGUAGGAAAAUGUAAAAGCGUUGUUGAUGAGCACGUGCGAUGGCGAGCAAGGAGCUAACCACCCUGGCGGGGCCCACGACUGAGGCUCCAACGCACGCCCAUGCCAGCCCACCCUGGCCAGCAUCCCCAGCCACUAUUUACACCUCCACGGCCGCCCAUGACAACACCACCACUGCGAAACCACCCACGGAAGAGGAUGGCUUCUGCAAACUCAUACUCUACAUGGAGAUUGGAGACUCCAGGGUGCGAGUAUGGGACCUUUUGCUGUUGUUGCCCACUGUCCUUUUUCUAAUAGGCCUCCUCAUCAAAAUCAACAGUGCAAGACUCAAACUGCGUGCUGUCCACAGCCCUAUAUAUGCUACCUUUUAUGGUCUGAUUUGGCUAAACACUUUGGUGUCUGUUACGAGAUGUGUUGUGUCCAUGACUGUUAAUGCAGCCACCCCAUCGGGAGAUGUAGCUAACAAGCUGUUGUAUGUCAUCGUUCGUUUCUUUUUAUUAGCUACUGAGAUGAGUGUUGUCGUCUUUGCCGUCUUUUUUGGACACUUAGACAACAAGACCAGCAUCAGGCGUGUCCUGGUGGUCACCUCGAUGAUUGCCCUGCCGUACUCUGUGGUGCAAGGGGCGCUGGAGGUCCUCACGCCAGACCAAGACUUCUAUGUUCCUGCCAAGGACUACGACCUCUUUGGUCACGGUGGAUCGCUCUUCUGGAUGAUAUCAUCCAUUGUCUUUACGCUGAUCUACUCAUUCAUCUUGGUGUUGAGACUUGACUGGCUGAGAAAGCGUUUCUUAUUCCUUCUGUGGAUGCCAAUGAAACGUGCCUUUUACGUGUACCUUGGGUUCCUAGCUGGUCUUAACCUAAUCCAGAGCAUUGGGAGUGGCCUCUACCAUGCUCAUAUUGCUGUGGGUUUGUGCCUAGUCAAUGCCACCACCUGGACUUACUUUUCCCUCCUGACACCCCUUAUAUACUACACAUUCAUAUCAGAAUUCUUUGGUCAGAAAAGUCGGGAGCAAGUUGAGAACAUUGUUUUCUCAUAUAAGUCUGAAGACGAUGAGGACACCAGUUCCCUGCCUCUUCCAGGUGCUGAGUUUCCACAGCAAAAUAUUUACCAGUCUGGAAGUGCUCCAUACAGCAGCCUGUCAGAAGAGGUUGGGAGUGAUGGCCAGACUCCAGUUAAUCCCUUAUACUCCGCUUCCCUCCAGAGCCCAGACUCCAUCACUGGAUAUUCCAUCAACUCCGUCGAUGAUAUUACUAUUAAUGCUUAUAAUAAGUCUCAGGCACAGUGAAACUGGUCAUAAUCAAUGUAAAGUGUGCAGAUUUGCAUCAGUAGACCAGAAUAUUUGGUCUUAAAUGUAUGUGAUGUUACUCUACAAUCCAAAGACUUUGAUAAGGACACAUUGGAAGAACAAUGUUGAAAACUUUGUUUUAAUUGUGUAAAUGAACGAAUGGUGUCUAUUUUAAUUGUGGAAGUGACUGAAUGAAUUGUCUUAAUUUAGUAAGGGAAUAACUGAGUUUGUGUAUGUAAAUGAAUUUGUGGGAGAGAGCAUUUAAUGUAGUGAAUGACUGAAUGAAUAAGUGAACAAUCAUUAUUAUUAUUAUUUUUUUUUUUUGUGUGUGUGUGUGUGUGUGUGUAAGUAUUUGAAUUUGUUGGUGGAUAUGUGUGUGUAUGUAUGAGUUUGUGGACAUGUGCCUGUGUAUAUGUAUAUAUGUGUUUGUUUAUUGUGCACAUAUUUGUACAUGGGUAUGCAUGUAUAUGUGUACAAGCAUAUGGUUUCACAUAUAUAUGUGUGUAUGAUUAUGUGUUUACAUUUUUUCAACUCAAGCACACAUACACACAUAUAUAUUAUACAGUAUAUAUAUUGUAUAUACUUCAUCAACUUCCAUCUCCAUUAUUGUCUUCAGAAGUUGCAGUAUAAAGGUUAUUUUGUACAUUGAAUGUGAAAUUACAUUUUUUAUUAUUAUGAUUUCUUGUAACCUUUCAUAUUAACUGUGAUCCAUCCAUAUUUCAGAAUUAUAUUUGUGUUAUAAUGUUACAGGUAAUUAUUAUUAUUAUUACUGUUAUAUACAUUUCAGUCUAGUUUUAUGUUUUCUGACCAUGUUUCUCACAUAUCUCUGUCUAGGUAUGAAGAAAACUACUUUUGAGCUUGUUAGAGAUUUAUACUCAUUAAUUCACAUAGGGAUUCUGUGGUUACUACAAAAUUGAGUCGGUUUUGUUCAGUAAUGUGAACACUUAUUUUAUUUAAAAUGUUGUGUGUUUAGAAUUAUUCUGUAUAUGUAGAAUUCUAAUGAGCAGUGAAGUCAGUUUCUUUGAUUAACAUUGGGAAAAUUAUUAUUUCAUUUUUAGUGGGAACCUUGAAAGAAAAUAGGUUAGUAGAUUGAAAAAUUUGCGACAAAGCACAGGCAAUAUAUACUUGUAUAUUACUUACUAACUUAAAAUUUUUGUUAAUCAUUAUAUAUUAAUAUGUAACUACUCGGAUGGUUGUUCUAUAUAAAAUCAUAGGACUUCAUUCCACGUUGUGUAUAUCUUUUAUUUUUUCUUUUGCUAGUCUCUCUUACACACAUACAAUUAUUAUGUGUGUAUGUAUGAACAUGCAUACACACACACACACCACUCUUGCACAUGCAUACCCACACUCACACUCAUACUCACAAUCACAAUGACACUGAUACUCAUACUUAUUCACUUACUCACACAUUUAUAACUCAGUCACCACCUACUCACCAGCUCACUCAUUACUCAAUUUAUUCAUGCUCACACACCAACUCACAUGUACUCACUCACUCAUUCACUCACUCACUCACUCACUCACUCACUCACUCACUCACUCACUCACUCACUCACUCACUCACUCACUCACUCA
Penaeus indicus is the source of this 3247-nucleotide messenger RNA. Its product is annotated as transmembrane protein adipocyte-associated 1-like. Gene Ontology annotation, biological process: G protein-coupled receptor signaling pathway. The transcript has 9 exons. The record is from RefSeq and is a predicted model, not a curated record. NCBI's taxonomy places the organism in Eukaryota, Metazoa, Arthropoda, Malacostraca, Decapoda, Penaeidae. Gene Ontology annotation, cellular component: plasma membrane. Gene Ontology annotation, molecular function: G protein-coupled receptor activity. Bases 428 to 1672 code for a protein of 414 amino acids.